CAAACGCCAUCUUCAAAAAGAAACAUGGCGGAAUUUUGAAGAGUUUUCAACACUUUCAAUCAUAGCCAGCGUUUAAUGAUGUUUCUAUGUAGAUUUUCUUAAUCAUGGCUAGAAAAACGGACGCAGAAUUCAAGAAAUACCCGACCCUUGAUGAACACGAAUUAGAUGAGUCCUCAUACGAUGCUAGCUUUGUGCUUGAUCCCUCCAAAAUUUUCGACGAGCUCCCGCAACCAUUUCGUCUUGUUGACAAAACGGUGAACUAUAUUUUUGACAGAGCUUGGGAGGCAAUUCAAGAGCUCGAAUUGAGAGCGAGCGAACUUGGUUUAGGUGGAAAACUUCCAGUUUUUAACUGUGCAAAUGAAUUGCCAGAGCUUUCGCAGUCAACGCUAAUGUGUUGUAGUUUGGAUGGAAAAUUUGCGUUUGCUGUUGCAAAAAUCGGGAUUAUUUAUGUGCUGGAUACGGAAACCUCUUGCGUGGUCGCUGUUAACGAUGAACUGCAAGGAUUGAAAGUGGAAAAAAUUUCAACAGGGCGUCUAAACGAGGAUAAACAUUUUGUUUGUUUGUUAUUGGAAAAUGGUACAGCAGCUAUUUUUGCUCUGUCUGGAGGCAACCUCCAUCUUCUAAGAGUUUUUAAUGAGGAUUUUGGAGCAAAAGGUUCUGAGACGACCUUCAUUAGGAUCUCCUAUGAUGGUGCAUACCUUGCUGUUGGUUGGAAAAUUCCACAGAAGUCCAGUUGGUUAGAGAUCUAUAAAGUCCCAAAAGAAUACUGGAUGAACGAACUCAAAAUUAUUGACGAGAAAAUUACCAAGAAAUUGGACGAGGAAGAAAACGUCAAAGGAGACGAAGAAACACAGAAAGAUGGAAACGAUUCAGUGGAAAAAGACUUGUCUGAUUCAGAGGAUGAAUCAGGAGUCUCUCGCCCCACCUCCCUGGGGCAGAGUGGCACCCAGACAGGGUACCUGAAUGAAACAUUGUUCACUAAACCAACUCUGAUACUCAGAAUCAAAGGUCCCACUGACCCCACACCUAAUCCUGCGGGCAGUGUGACCUCGGCGUUGAAGAACUUUGAACUAGACAAUGAUGUCAUUGGUACGGGAACCAAUCAUGUUCUACUGCAGCCAUAUUUUGAUGAAAGUAAUCGAGUGUUUGAAGAGAGACAUGAACAGUAUCUUCAGUAUCUUGGGAAGAAAGAUGAAGACAACUCGACAUUAAGGUUACCAAAUGUACAUUUUCUAACACCAGGAAGAUUUGUCCCAGUUGGAAUGCAAACUACUCCAGAUCAAGUGAAUAGCGUCAUCGUGUACUGGUCUGAAACACAACAUGGUUUAAUAUACUCACUUGUGAAAUCUUCAAAAGAUGUCGAGCGAAAACCAGACGUGGUUUUGACGAUGUUUUCAAAAAUCCUUGUCAGCGACGUGAGCGUUUGCAAGUCCUUCAUCUCGUUUGCAACGGAAAAUAACAAUAUUGUGACUUGGGACAAACUAACAGGUUUACCUCUGACUGUUGUGAAUCUACCAAUGCAUAAUAACACUAUAACAUCCUUACAUUUCAUACCAACCAUCAUUGGCAAUGGUUGCACGUCAUUGUACCCAAAGUUAUUGGUAUGUUCUGGCAAUGGUGGUUUGUGUAUGGUUGAGUAUGGUGAUGAUGGUCAAACCACGAUAGUCGAUUUACCUCCGAGUUCUCUCAAGAUAAAAGAUCCAGUUGUGCAAGUGACCAGUCUUCAGAAUCUUCCACAACUAAUGCUUGUUCAAAGAAGUUCCGGCAAAAUAAUGUUACUGGAUGUUGCAUCAAGAACACUCAAAUGUCAGAUUGGUCUUGCAAAACCUCUCACGAUGUUAGAUGGUUUUUGUUUCACUCACGGGACAUCAACGCUUUACAUGAUAGGUGGUCGUAAAGAUGAGUAUAACGAAUAUAUAUUACCUGAGAGUGUAUCUGUGUAUAAAAUGAAUUUGGACACAUUCCCUGUGGUGAAGACGUACAUGGAAAAUCCAACUGUGAAAGUCAAAACAGGCAGAGUUCUGGAAAGUCUUAAUGAACGUAUUGCAUUUAUAGAAGAACAAAGGAAUUCAUCUUAUGAGAAACGGCAGAGGAAACACAAGACAAGAUGGCGUCAGUUGGAGGGUGAACUAAACAGAAUGAAACGGCCUGUUAAUUUAGGAGAGUCUCUCUGGUUUACUGAAACACUAACUGCGUAAAACUGCGAAUUAGGCGGACGGAAAGUAUUCUUGAAGAGCCAGAAGAGGUGAUGUGUUCCAGUUCCAUCCAUAGGUCAGUGCCAAGGGAAAAUAAAGGAAAAUAGCCAUUUAAACUUUAAAGGAAGCUCAAGAAAUAUUGCUUUCACAAUAUUAAAUGAAGCCAAAUUAUCAGCUUUUAACGUUGUUUUCUAUCAGUAUCUGCUAGCUUGUAAUAUA
Messenger RNA from Dendronephthya gigantea, 2414 nucleotides. Its product is annotated as WD repeat-containing protein 93-like. The coding region runs from base 105 to 2198 and encodes 697 amino acids. NCBI's taxonomy places the organism in Eukaryota, Metazoa, Cnidaria, Anthozoa, Malacalcyonacea, Nephtheidae. The record is from RefSeq and is a predicted model, not a curated record. Gene Ontology annotation, molecular function: protein binding. The transcript has 13 exons.